Messenger RNA from Emys orbicularis (European pond turtle), 1659 nucleotides. It is a transcript of the gene HAS2, whose product is annotated as hyaluronan synthase 2. The transcript is spliced from 3 exons. The record is from RefSeq and is a predicted model, not a curated record. Gene Ontology annotation, biological process: extracellular matrix assembly; hyaluronan biosynthetic process. Lineage: Eukaryota; Metazoa; Chordata; Testudines; Emydidae. Gene Ontology annotation, cellular component: plasma membrane. Gene Ontology annotation, molecular function: hyaluronan synthase activity. The coding region runs from base 1 to 1659 and encodes 552 amino acids.
AUGCAUUGUGAGAGAUUUAUAUGUAUCCUGAGAAUACUUGGAACCACGCUCUUUGGGGUCUCCCUCCUGCUCGGAAUCACAGCUGCUUACAUUGUUGGCUACCAGUUUAUCCAAACAGACAAUUACUAUUUCUCUUUUGGACUCUAUGGUGCUAUUUUGGCAUCACAUCUCAUCAUCCAAAGCCUAUUUGCCUUUUUAGAACACAGGAAAAUGAAAAGAUCACUUGAGACUCCAAUAAAGUUGAACAAAACAGUUGCCCUUUGUAUUGCUGCCUAUCAAGAGGAUCCUGACUACUUAAGAAAAUGUUUACUUUCAGUGAAAAGAUUGACCUACCCUGGAAUUAAAGUUAUCAUGGUCAUUGAUGGGAACUCAGAAGAUGACAUUUACAUGAUGGACAUUUUUAGUGAAAUCAUGGGCAGGGACAAAUCUGUCACUUAUAUAUGGAGGAAUAACUUUCACGAGAAGGGUCCAGGUGAGACAGAGGAGUCACAUAAAGAGAGUAUGCAACACGUAACUCAACUAGUCCUAUCCAACAAAAGUAUUUGCAUCAUGCAGAAAUGGGGUGGAAAAAGAGAAGUAAUGUACACAGCAUUCAAAGCGCUGGGGAGAAGUGUGGAUUAUGUACAGGUUUGUGAUUCAGAUACAAUGCUUGAUCCAGCCUCAUCGGUGGAGAUGGUAAAGGUUUUAGAGGAAGAUCCAAUGGUUGGCGGAGUUGGGGGUGAUGUGCAGAUUUUGAACAAGUAUGAUUCCUGGAUCUCCUUUCUCAGCAGCGUGAGAUACUGGAUGGCAUUUAACAUAGAACGAGCCUGUCAGUCCUAUUUUGGCUGUGUACAGUGCAUCAGUGGACCCUUGGGAAUGUACAGGAAUUCCUUGCUGCAUGAAUUUGUGGAAGAUUGGUACAAUCAAGAAUUUAUGGGCUCCCAGUGUAGUUUUGGAGAUGACAGACAUCUAACUAACCGAGUGCUGAGUCUGGGUUAUGCCACAAAGUACACAGCUAGAUCAAAGUGCCUUACUGAAACACCUAUAGAAUAUCUAAGGUGGUUGAACCAGCAGACCCGUUGGAGUAAAUCAUACUUUAGAGAGUGGCUGUAUAAUGCAAUGUGGUUCCACAAGCAUCAUUUGUGGAUGACUUACGAAGCUGUAAUCACUGGAUUCUUUCCUUUCUUCCUCAUUGCCACAGUCAUUCAGCUUUUCUACCGGGGGAAAAUCUGGAACAUCCUCCUUUUCUUGUUGACAGUUCAGUUAGUGGGCCUUGUAAAGUCUUCCUUUGCCAGCUGCCUUAGGGGGAACAUUGUCAUGGUAUUCAUGUCACUCUACUCAGUGUUGUACAUGUCAAGUUUACUUCCAGCGAAGAUGUUCGCAAUAGCCACAAUAAACAAAGCAGGGUGGGGCACAUCAGGAAGAAAAACCAUUGUCGUCAAUUUCAUAGGACUUAUUCCAGUAUCUGUUUGGUUUACAAUCCUUCUAGGCGGUGUGAUUUUCACUAUAUGCAAGGAAUCAAAAAAGUCAUUUUCCGAUUCAAAACAGACAGUUCUCAUCAUUGGUACAGUACUCUAUGCAUGCUACUGGGUUAUGCUUUUGACUUUGUAUUUGGUUCUUAUUACCAAAUGUGGCAGGCGGAAGAAAGGGCAACAGUAUGAUAUGGUGCUUGAUGUAUGA